This is a messenger RNA of Amoebophrya sp. A25, 190 nucleotides long. Lineage: Eukaryota; Dinophyceae; Syndiniales; Amoebophryaceae. The record is from the annotation of a GenBank genome assembly.
UCUAAAGAUGCCUCCAUUUUCAGACUCAUCGCGGGACGGCUACGAGGAGUAGUUGCGUGCUUUCAUGCUAUCGUUCUUCGGGGUUUUAACGAAACUCUUUGAUGCAGAUGACGGCUUGUUCGAGGACCGGAUAGAUGGGUUGUCGGUACCUCUAACUUCAGCCGAUUUUCUUCCUCACUUCAUACAAUGA